Megalops cyprinoides (Indo-Pacific tarpon) is the source of this 3296-nucleotide messenger RNA. RefSeq names its product endothelial PAS domain protein 1b (gene epas1b). The transcript has 17 exons. Gene Ontology annotation, molecular function: protein dimerization activity; DNA-binding transcription factor activity, RNA polymerase II-specific; RNA polymerase II transcription regulatory region sequence-specific DNA binding. Gene Ontology annotation, cellular component: transcription regulator complex; cytoplasm; nucleus. Lineage: Eukaryota; Metazoa; Chordata; Actinopteri; Elopiformes; Megalopidae. The record is from RefSeq and is a predicted model, not a curated record. Bases 425 to 3037 code for a protein of 870 amino acids. Gene Ontology annotation, biological process: regulation of transcription by RNA polymerase II; cellular response to hypoxia.
UGUCAGCGGGCCAGCUGAGCGCAGGAGUGGACUGGGGACAGGGGCUGGAACUUUCCCAGACUAGCAGCACAGCCGAGGAAACUUUGACAGGGGGACUGAAACCAGCAAACUUAAAGCGUGCCUUGUAUACUUCAGAUCUGUCUACCCGAAAUCGGAGAGAAGGCUGUACAAUCCUCGGCAGUGUUCUGAGACUGUAUAGCCCACCUUAAACCGCCUUAAGGACUGCAUUGCAAUAUGGACUUUGCCUGAAACAGAAAAAAAUCAAAACAUUCAUUUUAAUAUUCUGCAAGAAUACUGGUGGCAGAUUUGCGCCUUUUAGCUGUUUUGCGUGUUUUAAAUCUGGUGUGAAAACUAUCCGAACGCACUUGGACUUGGCAGAGGACGCACGGGGAAUUGCGAAAGGACAUUUGACAGAGAGAAAACCAUGACCGCGGAAAAGGAAAAGAAGAGGAGCAGCUCGGAGCGGAGGAAGGAGAAGUCUCGGGACGCGGCGCGCUGCCGGCGCAGUAAGGAGACGGAGGUGUUUUACGAGCUGGCGCACCAGCUGCCCCUCCCCCACAGCAUCAGCUCGCACCUGGACAAGGCCUCCAUCAUGAGGCUGGCCAUCAGCUUCCUGCGCAUGCGCAAGCUCAUAUCCUCCGAUCCCCCUCGUUGUAUUGAGGCAUAUAUUAAUAAUGGUUGCACUGACAAUGAGACAGAGGAGGACAGACAGAUGGACAGCCUUUAUCUGAAGUCUCUGGAGGGCUUUAUCACCGUGGUAACAUCAGACGGGGACAUGAUCUUCCUGUCUGAGAACAUCAACAAAUUCAUGGGCCUGACACAGGUGGAGUUGACAGGACAUAGUAUCUUCGACUUCACCCAUCCCUGCGACCAUGAGGAGAUUCGCGAGAACCUCAGCCUCAAGACAGGUGCAGGGUUUGGAAAGAGGAGCAAGGACAUGAACACAGAGCGAGAUUUCUUCAUGAGGAUGAAGUGCACCGUGACCAACCGAGGACGCACCGUCAACCUCAAAUCGGCCAGCUGGAAGGUCCUGCACUGCACCGGCCACAUGAAGGUGUACAACAGCUGUCCCUCUCGCGUGCUGUGCGGGUACAAGGAGCCCCCCCUCACCUGCGUGGUCAUGAUGUGCUCGCCCAUCCCCCACCCCUCCAACAUCGACAUGCCGCUCGACAGCAAGACCUUCCUGAGCCGCCACAGCAUGGAUAUGAAGUUCACCUACUGCGACGAGAGGGUGAAUGAGCUAAUGGGAUACUGCCCAGAGGACCUCCUGGGGCGGUCUGUGUAUGAUUUCUACCACGCGCUGGACUCCGACAGCGUGACCAAGAGCCAUCAGAACCUGUGCACCAAGGGCCAGGCGGUGAGCGGGCAGUACCGCAUGCUGGCGAAGCACGGCGGCUACGUGUGGGUGGAGACUCAGGGCACCGUCAUCUACAACAGCCGCAACUCCCAGCCCCAGUGCAUCGUGUGCAUCAACUACGUCCUGAGUGAUAUUGAGGAGAAGUCGGUGAUGUUCUCCAUGGAUCAGACGGAGUCGCUGUUCAAGCCUCACCACGUGCUGGGCAUGAGUAGCUUCUUCAGCCAGGGCGGCGCUGCCUCGGCGGGCGAGCCGGGUGACAUGCUCUUCACCAAGCUGAAGGAGGAGCCCGAGGACCUGGCUCAGCUCGCCCCCACGCCCGGGGACACCAUCAUCGCCCUUGACUUUGGAAGGCCACCGUUUGAGGAGCCGCAGCUCUUCAGCAAGGCAUCCUCCAUGCCGCCACCUGCCAGUAAGCCCUGGGGCAGCGACGCCCCCAAGCCCAGCCCGGCCAGUGAGAUGCCCAACGUGGCCGCCGCCUUCUCGGUGCCCCAGGCCCCACCCCCGGGCAGCGCCACACCCAGCCUGAGCGGUUGCUCCACACCCAGCAGUCCUGGAGACUACUAUAGCUCCCUGGACAAUGACCUGAAGGUCGAACUCACAGAGAAGCUCUUUGCGUUGGACACCCAAGAACCCAAGAGCCCAAGUGCCACUCAGUCUGACCUCAGUGAUCUGGACCUGGAGACGCUGGCUCCCUACAUCCCCAUGGACGGUGAGGACUUCCAGCUGAACCCCAUCUGCCAGGAGGAGCCGCCGCAGGAGUCCGGCCCCAGUGGCACCCAGCACAGCUUCAGCAACAUCGCCAGCCUCUUCCAGCCCCUGGCGUCGCCUCCGCCCGCCCACCUCCACCCAGUCAUGCAGGCCCCGGGUGACAAGAGGACUCCCAGCUCCUCCCCCCUGGACCAUCGCCCCAACCUGCCCUUCCCAGGCACCGUGGUGAUGCCGCCCUACCACGCCCCGGCCAGCACCCCACUCUCCUCUAUGGGGGGGCGUCAGAACUUACAAUGGCCGCCCGACCCCCACUUACAGUACCCCAAUAGUAAGAGGGGCAUGACGGAGCCGCUGGGUGGACCCCAGGCAUGCCAGAACCUUCCCUCUCACCGCCUGGCCCUGCACAAGCAAAGGUCCAUGGAGAACUUCGUCCAGGCCCACAGAGACAUGAGUCCCGCCCGAAUCGCUCUGGCUAACAGCUUCAAGCGCAAGAGACAGCUUGAGUUUGGGGAGCAGUGUGCCUAUCCACAGAUGACCCUGGAGGAGGCCUCUUACAACAAGCCCACAGAGAUGAUGUGGAAGAAGAUGAGGCAUGAGAGCUGUGCCUUCAUGGACCGGAAGUGCCUCAGCACCAGCGCCCUCACAGAUAAAUUCACAGGCCUGCAAGGAGGUGAAGAUCAUCGCCUCAGCCCCCUACAGCAACACAGGAAGAGCCAGUAUCCUGGGAGCGGGGUGGGGAAACCAAAAAAGCCCUUCCUAGGACAGAGCUACGCCUCCAACUACCGAGAGUACAGCAUGCUGCCCUCUCCAAAAAUGGAAGGAGUGGCCAGUCGGCUGCUGGGCCCCUCCUUCGAGUCGUACUCUCUCCCGGAGCUGACCCGUUACGACUGCGAGGUCAACGUCCCGCUUCAGGGCACCCUGCACCUGCUCCAGGGGCACGACCUGCUGAGGGCACUGGAUCAGGCCACUUAGACUCACCCGGGCCCCACCCAGCCACGCCCCUGGCCCACAACCUAGCCGCCCUACGCGCAUAUAUCUGAGAAAAAAAAAAAGAGCCGCUUCAUUUUUUUGUUCUUGUUUUUCUAAAUUAUAUACUUACUGUAUAUCUUUAAUUUUUUUGCAGUUAGACUAUUUCCAAUAUUAACCGAAGUUUUUUUUGUUGUUGUUCAGUGCAUCCAGAUACUACUGUACUACUACUCACAACACCAACCCCCCCCCCCCCACCCCCAAG